This is a messenger RNA of Rhinichthys klamathensis goyatoka, 1880 nucleotides long. RefSeq names its product tripartite motif-containing protein 16-like. Bases 149 to 1765 code for a protein of 538 amino acids. Gene Ontology annotation, molecular function: zinc ion binding; protein binding. NCBI's taxonomy places the organism in Eukaryota, Metazoa, Chordata, Actinopteri, Cypriniformes, Leuciscidae. The record is from RefSeq and is a predicted model, not a curated record. The transcript has 6 exons.
AACCUGCUUUACAGAUUUGCAGACACAUGUUUUUCACACAUCACUCAAACACAGAACCAGGAAACAGGAAACUCUUCAGUUCAGAGAAACUGAAACUGAAGUGCAGUUGAGCUGUUGUGUGUUUGUGUCUCUGUAUUCAAGCAGUAAAAUGGCAGAAGCCAGAAUUUCUCAGGAUGAGUUCAAGUGUUCAGUGUGUCUGGAUCUCCUGAAGGAUCCAGUGACCAUUCCCUGUGGACACAGUUUCUGUAAGAUCUGUAUUACAGGCUGCUGGGAUCAGGAGGAUCAGAUGAGAGUCUACAGCUGCCCUCAGUGCAGACAGACCUUCAGUCCAAGUCCUGCUUUAGCUAAAAACACCAUGCUGGCUGAAGUGGUGGAGAAACUGAAGAAGACUAAACUUCCUGCUGACUGUCACGCUGGAGCUGGAGAUGUGCAGUGUGACGUCUGUGAUGGAAGAAAACGCAAAGCCAUCAAGUCCUGUCUGGAGUGUCUGGAGUCUUAUUGUGAGAAUCACCUUGAACAACAUGAGAGUUUCUUUAAAAGAAAGAGACACAAUCUGACUGAUGCCACUGGACGACUGCAGGAGAUGAUCUGCCAAACACAUGAUAAACUCCUUGAGGUUUUCUGCCGCACUGAUCAGAAGUGUAUAUGUCUGCUGUGUACGAUGGAUGAACAUAAAAACCACGACACUGUAUCAGCUGCAGCGCAGAGGACAGAGAAUCAGAAGCAGCUGAAGGAGACGCAGAGGUCGUUCCAGCAGAGGAUCCAGCAGAGAGAGAAAGAUCUUCAGCAGCUGAGAGAGGCUGUGGCGUCUCAUAAGCGCUCUGCACAGACAGCAGUGGAGGACAGUGAGAGGAUCUUCACUGAGCUUAUCCGCUCCAUUGAGAGAAGCGGCUCUGAGGCGACACAGCGGGAAAAGACUGCAGUGAGUCGAGCUGAAGGACGACUGGAGCGACUCGAGCAGGAGAUCAAUGAUCUGAGGAGGAGAGACGCUGAGCUGGAGCAGCUUUCACACACACAGGAUCACAUCCAUUUCCUGCAGAGUUGCCAGUCUCUCUCAGCUCCUCCUGAAUCGACAGACAUAAAUGACAAUCCCUUUAGUUCUCUCUCCUCUUUUGAUGGCGUGAGAGAAUCUGUCCGUCAGCUGAGAGACAAACUGGAGGAUAUCUGCAAAGAGGACAUCAAGAAGAUCUCUGACAGAGUCACUUUCACCAACAUUGUUCCCAAGACCAGGAACGACUUCCUACAAUAUUCCCAUCAGCUCAAUCUGGAUCUGAACACAGCACAUAAAAUCCUCCGUCUGUCUGAGAGGAACAGCGUGAUUAAAUUCACUAGCAGAGAUCAGUUGUAUCCUGAUCAUCCAGACAGAUUUGAUGUGUAUCCUCAGGUGUUGUGUAGAGAGAGUGUGUGUGGACGCUGUUACUGGGAGAUUGAGUGGAGUGGGAGAAGUGUGUGUAUAUCAGUGUCAUACAAGAGCAUCAGCAGGAAGGGACGGGUUCAGUGUGUGUUUGGAGAUAAUGAUCAGUCCUGGAGUUUGUUCUGCACUCCUAAAAGAUUCUCAUUCUGGCACAAUAACAUAGAGACUAAACUCCCUGUAGAGCCCAUCAGCCGUAGAAUAGGAGUGUAUGUGGAUCACAGUGCAGGAACUCUGUCUUUCUACAACGUCUCUGAUACAAUGAGCCUCAUCCACACAGUCCAGACCACAUUCACUCACACAGUCUAUCCUGGGUUUAGGGUUUAUCGUGACUCAUCAGUGAAACUAUGUUGAUGAAUCAGAAUAGACUGUAGAGAGAUUCUACCCAAAAUACUUUGAACUGCAUGAUAAAUCAGUUACUGUCACACACUGGCUUGAUGAGAUAAUCCGAGAUAAGAGGCUUGAUGCA